Messenger RNA from Enhydra lutris kenyoni (northern sea otter), 1767 nucleotides. RefSeq names its product porcupine O-acyltransferase. Gene Ontology annotation, molecular function: palmitoleoyltransferase activity; Wnt-protein binding. Gene Ontology annotation, cellular component: membrane; endoplasmic reticulum. Gene Ontology annotation, biological process: lipid modification; Wnt protein secretion; protein palmitoylation. Bases 56 to 1441 code for a protein of 461 amino acids. Lineage: Eukaryota; Metazoa; Chordata; Mammalia; Carnivora; Mustelidae. The transcript has 15 exons. The record is from RefSeq and is a predicted model, not a curated record.
CAGCUUCCUUCCUGCCAGGUCUAUCCAUCUGUCCAUCCAUCCGUGGGGGUUCGCAAUGGCCACCUUCAGCCGCCAGGAAUUUUUCCAGCAACUGCUGCAGGGCUGUCUCCUGCCUACUGCCCAGCAGGGCCUUGAUCAGAUCUGGCUGCUCCUUGCCAUCUGCCUCGCCUGCCGGCUCCUCUGGAAGCUUGGGUUGCCGUCCUACCUGAAGCAUGCGAGCACUGUGGCAGGGGGGUUCUUCAGCCUCUACCACUUCUUCCAGCUGCACAUGGUUUGGGUCGUGCUGCUCAGCCUCUUGUGCUACCUCGUGCUGUUCCUCUGCCGACAUUCCUCCCAUCGCGGCGUCUUCCUCUCGGUCACCAUCCUCAUCUACCUGCUCAUGGGUGAGAUGCACAUGGUGGACACCGUGACAUGGCACAAGAUGCGAGGGGCCCAGAUGAUCGUGGCCAUGAAGGCGGUGUCUCUGGGCUUCGACCUGGACCGGGGCGAGGUGGGUGCAGUACCCUCGCCCAUGGAGUUCAUGGGCUACCUCUACUUCGUGGGCACCAUCGUCUUUGGGCCCUGGAUAUCCUUCCACAGCUACCUACAGGCUGUCCAAGGCCGCCCGCUGAGCCGCCGAUGGCUGCAGAAGGUGGCCCGGAGCCUGGCGUUGGCCCUCCUGUGCCUUGUGCUGUCCACCUGUGUGGGCCCCUACCUCUUCCCAUACUUCAUCCCCCUUGAUGGUGACCGCCUCCUUCGCAACAAGAAACGCAAAGCCAGGGGCACCAUGGUAAGGUGGCUGCGAGCCUACGAGAGUGCUGUCUCCUUCCACUUCAGCAACUAUUUUGUGGGCUUUCUGUCCGAGGCCACGGCCACGUUGGCAGGGGCCGGCUUCACCGAGGAGAAGGAUCACCUGGAAUGGGACCUGACUGUAUCCAAGCCACUGAAUGUGGAGCUGCCCCGGUCCAUGGUGGAAGUUGUCACGAGCUGGAACCUGCCCAUGUCUUAUUGGCUAAAUAACUAUGUUUUCAAGAAUGCUCUCCGCCUGGGGACCUUCUCAGCCGUGCUGGUUACCUAUGCAGCCAGUGCCCUCCUGCACGGCUUCAGCUUCCAUUUGGCUGCGGUGCUGCUGUCCCUGGCGUUUAUCACUUACGUGGAACACGUCCUCCGGAAGCGCCUGGCUCGGAUCCUCAGUGCCUGCGUCUUGUCGAAACGGUGCCCACCAAACUGUUCACACCGGCAUCGCUUGGGCCUGGGGGUGCGAGUCUUAAACCUGCUCUUUGGGGCCCUGGCCAUCUUCCACCUGGCCUACCUGGGCUCCCUGUUUGAUGUCGAUGUGGAUGACACCACAGAGGAGCAGGGCUACGGCAUGGCAUACACUGUCCACAAGUGGUCAGAGCUCAGCUGGGCCAGUCACUGGGUCACUUUUGGAUGUUGGAUCUUCUAUCGUCUCAUAGGCUGAGGCACAUCUGUGGACCCUCAUAGCUCCCUCAAGACCCCUCCUCAGGGUGCCAGCUCUGAUGUGGGAUGAGGGAAGGCCCUAUCUCUAAUUCUUGACCCCUCUCCAUCCUUGACCCCCCCCGACACCCUUACACACACACACACACACACACAAUUUCCAUGCCUGUUGAUCCCCACUCCACCACAAGGCGGGAAGGGGGUGGUCCCUGCUGGGGCCUAGGGGCGGAGGAUGCUUGGGGAAACAGAGAGGGUGAGAUCCAGGGCCUCCCCCGCCUUCCUUCUCCCUUUUUAUAUACAGUUUGUUAUUGUCAAAUAAAAAUAGGAAAG